This is a messenger RNA of Camelina sativa (false flax), 1655 nucleotides long. Its product is annotated as GLABROUS1 enhancer-binding protein-like 3. Gene Ontology annotation, biological process: regulation of DNA-templated transcription. The record is from RefSeq and is a predicted model, not a curated record. Gene Ontology annotation, cellular component: nucleus. Lineage: Eukaryota; Viridiplantae; Streptophyta; Magnoliopsida; Brassicales; Brassicaceae.
UCGUUUAUGUCAUGAGACCUCAAGAAGGACACAAUCUCAAAUUGAAUUUUCAAGGGUUUGCUUGUGAUUUGGGAACGGGUAAAGGGUAGUUUAGUCAUUAUACGUUUUGGACUCUCCGACUUCUCCUACGCCUGGAGAACAUCAAUCGUCGCCGAACAAUAAAGAAAAAGUUUUGUGCUUUGCCUUCGUCUCUGAUGAGGGGUUUUAAAUAGAGAGAUAGAGAGACGCAAUUCUCAGUUUGAGAAAAAGCUAGGGUUUUUAGUUUUCUUACACCCAAAGUUUCGAUCUUUGUUCAUCGAUCAAGAAUGGUUGCUACGAAGAGAUUUGGUGAUCAUAGCAACUCCAGCUCGGAUGACUCCCUCACGAGGAAACGUGACGAUGACGUCGAGGCGAUGCACAGGACGAGAAAGCAACUAAAGACGACGACGACAACUACUACAUUGAAACCUUCCUCUGCUUCAAAGAUGAACUGGUCUAAAAACGAUGAGCUUGUCAUUCUCGGGGGUAUUGUGGACUAUGAAAUCGAAACGAAAUCGAGUUACGGAUCCGACUGGGCUGCGUUGUACCUUUAUAUAAAAGAUAAUGUAGAAGCGAACUUUUCGAAGAAGCAGUUCAUCGAUAAGGUGAAGAGGUUGAAGAGAAAGUUUAUAGACAAUCAGGAGAGAUCUAACGAUGGGAAAGAUGUUUCUUUUACUGAUACUGAUGAUGAUGAAAUCUUCAAAUUGUCAAUGAUGAUUUGGGCCAAAAGUGAAACUGAAGAUGCUGUUUCUAGUGAGGAUAUGGACCAAGCUAAGGAUGUUCCUUCUGGGGAGCAAGAGAAUAUGCCUUGUGCGGAGCAAGAGCGGGUGAGUGUAGAAAUUGAUAAUGGUGAGAAAGGGAAAUUGGACCAAGCCAAGGACGUGCCUUGUGCUGAGCAAGAGGAUAAGGAUGUGCCUUGUGCUGAGCAAAAGGAUAAGGAUGUGCCUUGUGCUGAGCAAGAGGAUGAAGAUGUGCCUUGUGCUGAGCAAGAGGAUAAGGAUGUGCCUUGUGCUGAGCAAGAGCAGGUGAGUAACGAGAUUGAUGAUAAUGGUGAGCAAGAGAUGAUUGAAGAGGAUGGUGCGGAUGAGUUAGGUGUUAUGGAGGAUACACUCGAGUCUGUGAUAUCGUUUCAAAGUUUAGCUAAAAAUGGUGAGAAAGAUAAGAGUAAAGAAGAUGGUGUGGGUGAGGUGGGUGUUCUGCUGGAGAUACUUGAGGCAGAUACAUUUUAUAAAAACUGUAGUAAGUAUCAGCAAAAGUUGCUGCGUCAGAAUUUGGAAAACGUUGGAGCUGAAAGAAGAAAAGAGCUAAUCGACGAAUGGAAAGCAUUGCUUGUUCAGGAGAUGAAAUUGAGUAUCAAGAAAUUUAAUUUCAUGGCAAAGUUUGCAAACGCAGGAGUUUCUCCUUAAUCUGAAAGUAAGAAAAUUUCUGCUUAUGGAGUGAUUUCGAUGUUUUUAGGUUCCUUGUACUAUUGCUUUGGUUUGUGUUUAAGCCAUCAUUUGAACGGUUAUUUAGCUUAUGUUAAAAGGGUUGUGGCUCCUUUUUGUCUUAUGGUGUGUGUGUGUGUGUGUGUGUAACUUGUUAUAUCGAGUAUCCUUUUUGUUUCUUUUUGGGAAUGACUCAACAACCCUUAAACACUA